GAGAUCUGGUCGAGCUGCUCCGCGGACAGAGGCGCUGCAGGCUGGCUGGAAGUUCCUGAAUCCCCCGCUGACGAUUUCAGCUUCUUCUGCACAGUUUGAGUGUGUGGAGCAGAAAACAGAGCAGGUCUCCAAAACUCAAAUGAAUCCCAUGAGAGCAUCACAGAGAGCAGGUCACUGCGAUGGAGAAGUUUGUGAAUCAGAGGCUGAGUAAACACUGCUGCAGCAGCGAUGAUGCCAAAACAACAAGUCCAAGAAAGAGGGUCAAACUGCUGGAAGAUGAGAGGAUGAAGUGGGAGGAGGAGGAGGAGGAGGACGAAGCUCUGGCAGAGUUCUCACAUCCUGUCCCCUGGCAAAAAAUAGAGUCAGAGGGACUAGACUGCGAUUAUGCUUUACUCUUCUCCAAAGAAGAAGCAGAUCGACUUUUUCAGCAGCUGGAAGAGGAAGUUGUGUACGCAACAGGGGAAGAAGCAAAGGUUCAUGUGUUUGGGAAGCUGCACAACAUCCCGAGAAAACAAGCAACAUACGGAGACGCAGGUCUAAACUACACUUAUUCUGGGGUGACUCGUUCAGCCUAUCCCUGGACUCCGACCUUAGAAUCCAUCCGCAAUGCUGUCACCAAAGCUACAGGACAGACAUUUAACUUUGUCCUGGUCAACAGGUACAAAGAUGGGCAGGACCACAUGGGUGAGCAUCGCGAUGAUGAAAAGGAGCUGGACCCUCUUUGUCCCAUCGCCUCUGUCUCCCUGGGAGCAGCACGAGACUUUAUCUUCAGACACAGAGACGCUCGGGGGAAACAGAGCCAGCCCCGACGACAGAUCGAACCAGUCAGGUUGGAGCUCGCUCACGGAAGCCUGCUCCUCAUGAACCCGCCGACCAACACGUUUUGGUACCACGGCCUUCCUGUGCGCAAGAAGGUCCUUGUGCCUCGCGUCAACCUCACCUUUAGACGCAUCGCACAGGACGGCAAGAAGUGACGGUAAAUAAAUGAAUGAAUGAGCUUUGACAGAGAGAUUGAUAUUGUUCAGUUAACUCAGCUUCAUAUUGGUUUAAAAUAAAGAGAAGGUUAUUACAGGUGAUGCUGCAUUCAACAAAAUUAAGAUGCAUCAAAUAGAAAUAACCAUUUGACAUUUCCAGAGCUUUUUAAUUCAAAACAUCUCACGCAAUUCAGAAGCUUUAUUUAUUAUUUUGACAAUUACAGGUUACUGCUCCUUUGUUGUGGUCGAGUCAUACAAUUUAUUUAGAGAUUCCCUGUUUAAGUUGAGUGGGUACUUGGUCUUGGACAUGGACAUGUCUAAUGAAAGACAGUAGUGGUUGUCAUAAAUCUUUAUCCUGCUUUGAUAAAUAAAACCCUUAAGCACA
Messenger RNA from Solea senegalensis (Senegalese sole), 1359 nucleotides. RefSeq names its product alkB homolog 2, alpha-ketoglutarate dependent dioxygenase (gene alkbh2). The record is from RefSeq and is a predicted model, not a curated record. Gene Ontology annotation, biological process: DNA repair. Lineage: Eukaryota; Metazoa; Chordata; Actinopteri; Pleuronectiformes; Soleidae. The transcript is spliced from 4 exons. The coding region runs from base 180 to 974 and encodes 264 amino acids.